Molecule: messenger RNA, 4868 nt
Organism: Bradysia coprophila
Lineage: Eukaryota; Metazoa; Arthropoda; Insecta; Diptera; Sciaridae
Gene: blo
Product: bloated
Source: RefSeq, a predicted model, not a curated record
AAUUGCGCAGUCGCUUACGAACCGCGAUUGCGCGAAGACGUGUAUGGAUUAAGUCAAUUGCAUUUUUUUUUCGUUUUAUAAAAUUUCGUGUUUGUUUUUUACUUUUUUAUUUUGUUUUUUGUUUGUUUUAAGUUCUAAUAAACUAAAUUUUUCGGUUGGUUAAAAUAUAAAAUUUGAAAUGUCAAUAUAACGAAGAACAAUUGAUUUUUGAGACAUUUUUUUUGUACGUGAAAUGUAUACGAUCCACUCAACGCUGGAAUAAAUUAAAAUAAAAAUUUAUUUAAUUUAACAAAAAAAAAUUUUGUAAAUGAUUCACAUUUUGUGUGUAACAAAGUUUUCUGUUUGUUGCUAAAAGUACGCUAUCUAUCUAUGGUACAUGCAGAAUUGUAUCUAAAUCUUUGAAAUAAGUGUUAAAAAGAGACUCGAUUUUUUUCUUGCAACUUUGAUCAAGAGAGGUGUUGAAAUAAUUUUUUAAUUAAGAAAAAAAAAAUAUUUUGUGCAAACAGAGAUCAUUUCUAUAUUUGGAUUAACAUUUUGAAAUUGAAAGGAUUACCAUUUACGAAUUGAAUUUGGAGGUAAUGUCACAAAAUGGAAUCCAGCGUUGAGCGUACAGAUUCACAGAAAUCUCAAAAUAAUGGUCCUCGCGUAUCGUUUAAUAGGGAUGUUCACGUCAAACGGAUAGGUUCGCGACCCAAUGAACACACUAACCAUCCAACACAUCAAAUCCAUGCUAAUCACACACAAUCACCGCAACUCAGACGUGAACUGCCAUCAGAUCUAACCGAAGAAGGAAUACUGAAAGAAGCUGCGCUAGUACUAUCCCAAGCUGAACGUGUUAAAUGUACUGCUGAGGGUGGCAGCGAUAUUAUUGGCGGACGUGUAAAUGUAAAAAGUCGUGGUAGAAUUGAACGAAAGAACGACGACACAAGUCAAUUCCAUUCACUACCGACUAGGAAAAAGGCAGCGAAACCGAUUAGUCGAAGUGUAAGUGACGCUUCAGCCAAAAAAUCGAAACGACCGUCGAUUUUCAAUAUUUUUAGUAAAAAAGGUGACCAAAGUUCAGAUCAAAUUGAUUCGAAAGAAAAUCAAAUUAAGAAAAUCACGCGAAGUAAAAGUGACGUUGGUGAAUCCAAAGAAGCCAUUAGAAAAGCCAUACGAAAACGGAAUAACAGCGAAAGCGAUGACGUUGUAAUAUCCAAGAAGAAACCGUUGAGUCCUAUCAUUGAGAAUCCACCGCGUGAAUCAUACUUUUCGUCUCCCGCAAAGCCUGGUCGUGCCAACCGAAAUGGUUCAACUGUAAAUCUUCCACCCGGCAACAUAGGAUAUACUAGUCAAGAAGACUUAGAUCUUGUACCAUCAAAACCGAUAGCCGAUUCCAUAAAAGACACGAUAACGUCGAUCGUCAACCACUCGAAAUCCUCCGAGGAUAUGCACAGUUCGCAACAGCCGAUACAAAAACCUCCGUUGACCAAAGGCGUUACAGUUGACGGAAUCGUAAAAAGAUUAUCAAUGGAACGAUAUUCACCGCUACCUCAUUUACAUGGUCCAGCGUUUUCAUAUACGCGGCCAAAUGAUCAAAUUAUUUACGCACAGGUUGUGUGUGACACAGACGGCAGAUCGAAGCAAACGAUUCAUUCGAGUUACAAUUCAAAGGACCGUGAACUAUUUGCUAGUCAAUCACCUGGUGAUACCGUUGAUUCCGUUGGAUUAAAGAAACCAGAAAGUUCUAGUCACUCAAACAUUUUGUUUAAAAAUAUCGAAAAGCAUGAACGGUCCAUAUCUCCAGUUAGACACUUGGAUAUUGGACGUAAAGUCAACGGCGACUAUUUUGAUAAGAAAUUGAAUGGAACAGCAAAGACUAAUAGCGACGAAGAUGAAGGACUGGGUUUCGAAACUAGGCGUGACUAUGACGAACCACCAAUUGUUCCUGUUAUCCGUGAUGUCGUGUCACCAGUUCGAAUUCAAUUGGAUGCUUCGUACAGAGGCAGAGCAGACGGUACAGAAGAGCGCCGAAACGAACAUUUUCCCGAAAUGAGCGACCUGAGCAAUAGACGGAAAAUGCUUGAGUCACGCAUAUUCAAUAGGCAGAGGUCGACUGAACUUUUGGAUACCAAAAUCAGAUCGGACUCGCAUGAAAAGGAAAUGAAUGGUCACUCGAAUGAAUAUUAUCAGCGCCGAGCACAAAGUCAUCCAAGAGAAUACCGGUCACCUGAACGUGAAUAUUCCCAGUACCAUCGAUACAAUGAAUCAAACAAAUAUUCACCGGAACGAUCGCAUGUUUCACCAUCUCGAGAGGCAUCGAACUCGAAAAUCGUACGCGAAACUCGGUAUUAUCAUGACGGUCACGAUGGCUAUCGAGAUCAGUAUCGAAAGGAGACUACUGUGGGUGUGGAUGGUAUACCGCACACCAGGGAAUAUCACACACGACGAAAACUGAAUUCGCCGAGAGAGAUCGAUUUGGGUUACAUUGAAGAUAACCGUGACUACAUGCACAGUGAACACUUGGAACCGAACACCAGCUACUUCCAAGAAAAAUAUCGUCAAGAAUUUGAACCAAAAAGUUUGGAUUCCCAAUUUAGCGAAGUGAAUCGUUCGUCGCCGGAACAAAAUUACAGACAAACUCAACAGUCUGCUAACAGAUCCGAUAAGUUCCAAUCGCUAAAACGGGAAAAGAAGCAACAACGGAGUUUCGACAAAGGAGAUUCGGGCAUUGAAAAUGACUAUCGCAAAGAUUCGUUCAACGAUGGUGUGUCACCCAGAUGGAAGCGACGUACCACUCGUGACGACAUCAAAGCAUCAGACUUGUUCAUAAAGCGUGAGAAACAACAUUCCGAACAACUUCAGGCGAAACGUUUCGGUUUCGUUUUCCGUGAAAGGAGCAUCGACGAUGGUUCACACUUCGAUCCUAGGCUGGACAAGUAUCCCAGUGGAACGCUGAAGAGUAAUAAAACUGAAAAAUCGAUCAAUAAGAGUGGCACUUUAAAGAGCGAAAAGAAAAUCGGGGGAUUAGAAAAGGUCAAACAGUUAUUUACCGGCUCUUCGAAAAAGAAGCUGGAAAAUAAACAGGAGAAGGACAAGUUUAUGGUUCGUGAAGACGAAAUGCGACAACGCUAUAAAGAGUAUCGUCCCAAUAAAACCGUUAACAGCACUACUGUACGUACAUUUGAAAGCCGCGAACCAAAGCUUUCGGACAUUGCAACUAGACGACGUUUGUCAACGCCAAAAGCUAGUCCAAUUCCAAAACGAACUCCAUCCCAAAAAAGCUCCAAAAGUUCAAGCACAUCAUUACUAACCGAAACACCACAAAAACUGGGAUGGUUCAAAUCACUCGAUCGUUUAUCACGCAAAAAGUCACUUAAUUCCAACAAGGUGGACACAACAACUACCGAAGAAGAAUUCUCCAACCUACGUUCGAAUACACGACCUUCCAACAUUCGAAAAAGCACAAGUCCAAACCGCAAUGGACAGAAAUUACGAUUCUUCGGUGACACUGAUCUUGAAUCAAAUGCAAGCGUUUCGAAGGCAGCGACAUUAAAAUCUAAGCCAAGAAAGACCGUCAUUGAUUCGUCGACAUUGGCAAAGUCUCAAAAAUAUUCGCAGAGCGCGUUUGAUUUGAAUACGAUGCCGAGGAAGCCCAAAUAUGGUCUGUCGUCUGAAAAACAUCGCAGUUCGUCAUUGCAAAAUCUUGAUGAUGAUCAUCAAAAUGGAGGUCGUCGCACAACAACAAAACACACUUCGAGAAGCUCGAGAUAUUUGCACGACAUAUCGGAAAGUGCAUCGGACAAUGAAACUGACCGACCCAAACAUAUUUCGAUUCAAAACAGCUCCGGAGCUCCUAAACCAAGACCGAGAGUCAGCAGCUCGGUGGAACGGAAUGCAUCAACGCCACUAAUGAAUAGUAGCAGACAGAGUUCUUUUGACGAGGCCGACAAUGUGAAAUUCCGUGGCCCUACAUUUGGCACGUUAGAACGAGGACGUGAAAGGGAACGAGUGUCACCAUAUAAGGAUCAAUUCGACCAGGGGUAUCGGAAACCACCAACUGGUCCACAAAAACCUGCUCGAAGCUUAGAUCGUCGUAAAACAUUCUCCAGGGAGCGUGAUCGCGUUCAAGACAGUUCCGGAACGGAAGGUGAUUCCAGUCAACAAAGCCAGAGAUCGGUCGUAUAUCUUCAUGCCACAACAAUCGGUGCCAUUCCGCAGCCACAUGUAUUAAAUUCAAGACGUGCUCUAUCACGGGAAGAACUGACAUCGCUGAAAUCCAGUCAAAAUAGGGAACCGAUGACGCGAACAGUCUCUCGUUCCGUGUCCGUUUUAGCUCCAUGGAAACCGAAACAUCUACGAGACGGCUAUGAAAUCAAUUAUUCGCAGAAUCCCGAUAAGCAAAAAGACAGACGCAAAGAUCGCACAAGUUCGCUUACACGACCCAGAAAGUCUACAGCAAAAGACGAUUUAUCGUCCGUUCGUAACUCUUCACUGACCAGUAAUUCAACGGCCACACUACCGAAUCGUAGCAAGGAUCGUGACAGCAGAUCGAAUACACUAUCCAGGCCGAGAAAAAAGGAGAAUUUCCUACGAAUGGAAACUAAUGCACCGCCUGCAAUAUCCGCUACCGGUCGCAGACGUUGGAAUGAAUGAUAAUAAAUUAACGUUGUACAUAAACGAUAUAAAACUGAUGUCCGCUGAACGCUAAGCAUUGACUUACGGCUAAGUAACUGUAUUAACACGACAAAAAUACUUUUCUGAAUAAUUUAUUUGUUAAUUCGAUGGCACCUCUUUUUUUGUAACCAACAACAACACAUAACGAAUUUCUUCAAUUUUUACAUUCCCAAUAAAAUAAUCAAACGAAAAGCCUCGUAAUAACUAAGACA